Molecule: messenger RNA, 711 nt
Organism: Hansenula anomala
Lineage: Eukaryota; Fungi; Ascomycota; Saccharomycetes; Phaffomycetales; Wickerhamomycetaceae
Gene: THG1
Product: tRNA guanylyltransferase
Exons: 1
Coding region: 1-711 (236 amino acids)
Biological process (GO): tRNA modification
Molecular function (GO): magnesium ion binding; tRNA guanylyltransferase activity
Source: RefSeq, a predicted model, not a curated record
AUGGCCAAAUCAAGAUUUGAAUAUGUCAAAGAAUUUGAAAAAGAUAAUUUCCUUCUCCAAGAAUGUUUCAUAGUGAUACGAAUUGAUGGUCGAGGAUUCCAUAAAUUUUCAGAAGAUUAUAAAUUUAUUAAACCAAAUGAUAUUAGAGCAUUAAAAUUAUCGAAUGCAGCUGCAUUGAAUGUUAAAAGAUCAAUCAGUGAUGUUUUUCUAGCGUUUGGAGAAUCAGAUGAGUAUUCAUUUGUGUUGAAACCUGAAACAACAUUGUUUAAUAGACGUGAAAGUAAAUUGGUUUCCACAUUUGCAAGUACAUUUACAGCACAUUAUAUUCAACUAUGGCCGAAGUUUUUCCCAGAUGUUGAAUUGAAAAUCAAAAAUUUACCUACAUUUGAUUGUAGGGCGGUUGUUUAUCCUAAUUUAAAAGUUCUAAAAGAUUAUGUUAGUUGGAGGUUUGUUGAUACGCAUAUUAAUAAUUUAUACAAUACAAGUUUUUGGACAUUAGUGAUAAAAGGUGGGUUAAGUACAACAGAUGCAGAGAAAAGAUUAAUGGGGACAAGCUCAGCUGAGAAGAAUGAGAUAUUGUUUAAAGAAUUUGGAAUCAAUUAUAAUAAUGAACCGGAAAUUUUUAAAAAAGGAUCAUUAAUUUUCAAAGAUGAAAUUUUACACAUUGAUGUUUAUAAACGUCUUGAUGAAUUUUUUAAAGAUUAUGAAUGA